Molecule: messenger RNA, 1202 nt
Organism: Bradysia coprophila
Lineage: Eukaryota; Metazoa; Arthropoda; Insecta; Diptera; Sciaridae
Source: RefSeq, a predicted model, not a curated record
AGUACGCGAAUAAAGUCAGACAUUUAAAUGUAGUUAAAUUUCGAAAUGAACGAAACCGCGAACGUUGUAAAGACGACGGUCAAACCUCUCUCUAUAUAUAAAAAUGAAACAGUGGACGACGAAGACAGUCUUUUACUCCACAAUAUAGUCUAUAUGUGUGCUUAUUCUCUGACGGGAAUCUUAGCUCUGUUCGGAAAUAUCGUAGUUGUUUACGUAGUUUUUCGUUUACCGAAGAUGCGAACUUUUGUCCAUAUUUUAUUGGCCAACAUGGCUGUAUCUGAUAUCAUGUGUGCGCUUAGUUUUUUCACUGGACUGAUACUCUGCUCGGACUCCACCAUCAACAGUGCAGGACAUAACGGUUUCUGCGUAACAAAUAAGGCUAUACAGCUGUUAACCUUCCAAGUCACCUCUUUCACAAUGACUGUCAUUGCCUUGGACAGAUGGUUAUCUGUAUUCUUUCCCUUUCGACACACUAAAGUCAGCCGACAAAAUCAGGCUUUAGUGAAGGUAAUAGUUGGAAUUUGGAUCGGCUCAUUGGUAAUUAUUUUAGGAACAUCACCUUCGUUGGCUUAUCAACGAUACUUUAAUUUCAAUGGACCGCUCAUUAAAUGUGAGAUAUCAAAGGUGUUUCAAGUGUCUGGAUCAACAUUGGAAAGUGAAAGAGUUCAGUUAAUGAUUGCAAAUGUCGCACAUUUCUGGUUACCACUCGGUGUGAUAACUGGAGCUUAUGGAUCAAUUGCAUUAAGAGUGUGGAAACGUAAACUGGGCGAUGAUCUGACACAAUCGCAACUCCAUCUAAUUAUUGUUCAGAAAUGGAAGACAAUAAAAAUGCUCAUAGCUACUGUAGUGGUAUUUGUAGCGUGUUGGCUCCCAUUUUUCAUCUAUAAUUUCAUUACAUUCAAAUCAGAUGGAUCGAAGAAACGUCCCUGCAAUCAAAAUUUAUUAUUCCUUCUAGUUAUAUGGAUAGCAUUUAGCAGUUGCUGCUCCAACCCUUUGGUAUAUUGGAUUUACAACGAAACCUAUCGCAAUGGUAUCGUAAUGGUCUUACAGUUACUUACAUGUAAAAAAAGCAGCAUGUCAUCUUUGGACAUCAAUUCAUCCAAAACAUCUUCAGCUCGUAUUAAAUCUGUUACUCUCAUAUGAAGCGCGAAUCUCGUCAGAUUUUAUUCACUUCAUUCUUUGCAAUUGAUUUGUUGAUUAAA